UGUUUUUACAUACAAACUAAUUUCAAACAACUAAUGCAAACAUCUACAAGCUAGAUAUAUCAGCUAGUCAAAAUAGCUAACAACUAACCACUAAACAAGACCUAUUAAUAUAAAUAAAUCAAGAAUAUCUUUGAUAAAAAAAAAAUAAUUAGUAAUAUAAAAAAGUAGGUCCCACCUAAAAACACCACCCACCAUCACAAGUUGACAUGUGUCAAAAUCAUCCCAAAAAAGUCUAAAGAGAGGAAGGUGGUGUCCUCUACUACUCCUAUGACUACUACUAACUUCUAUAAAAUCUAACCAUUUCUCUUCCCAAUAACUCGUUGCCAAGAUCUAGCUUAUUUAGUCCUAACUCUUAGCCCUCCAACUUUGUCCACCUACCCUUUUCUCUCUACUCUCCACUUCUCAUUCUCUUUAUUAUUCCCUAAAUAGUAAAUAAAUAUGCUUUCUAUCUCAUCAUUCCACCCUUCCACCACCACCGCCGCCGCCGCCGUCAACCACCACUCACAACAAUGCUCAGCCUUAUUUUCUCCUCCUACUCACCUCGCUCUCCCUCUCCGCCACCGCCGCAACAACAACCUUCAUGUUCGUUGUGGCGGCGGUGGUGGGUCGGAGUCUAAUGAUUUCGUUGUAUCCUCAUCAAUUUCAUCAUCAUCAACUCGGGGUUGUAGUGACCCCCUUGAAGUUGCUAAUAGAGAUGUUAAGCUUAAGAUUGGUAUUAUUGGGUUUGGUAACUUUGGUCAGUUUUUGGCGAAGACUAUUGCUCAGCAAGGUCAUAGAGUUUUGGCUUAUUCUAGGUCCGACUACUCCCGUGCUGCUAAGGAGAUCGGCGUCGAGUAUUUCUCUGACGCCGAUGAUUUAUGUGAGGAGCAUCCUGAGGUGAUCCUUCUAUGCACCUCCAUCCUAUCAACGGAGAAAGUCCUCCGCUCGCUCCCUCUCCACCGCCUUCGUCGGUCCACUCUCUUUGCAGAUGUCCUCUCGGUCAAGGAGUUCCCCCGCUCCCUCUUCCUACAAGUCCUUCCUAAGGACUUUGACAUCCUUUGCACCCACCCAAUGUUCGGCCCUGACUCGGGCAAGAACGGGUGGGGCGGGCUCCCAUUUGUCUUCGACAAGGUCCGGGUCGGGUCAGACCCAACCCGGACCUCUCGGGCCGAGGCAUUCCUAGACGUCUUCAGGAAUGCCGGGUGUAGGAUGGUGGAGAUGACCUGCGCCGACCAUGACAAGCACGCGGCCGGGUCACAGUUUAUAACCCACAUGAUGGGCCGGGUUUUGGAGAAGUUGGCCCUAGAAAACACACCAAUUAACACAAAAGGGUAUGAAAGUUUGUUGAAUUUGGUGGAUAACACAGCAAGAGAUAGCUUUGAGUUGUUUUAUGGAUUGUUUUUGUACAAUAAAAAUGCAAUGGAACAGUUGGAUAGAAUGGAUUGGGCUUUUGAGAUGGUAAAGAAGCAACUUUCGGGUUAUUUGCAUGAUCUUGUUAGAAAACAAUUGAUGCUUGAGACUAAUAAUGAACAAAAUGGGGUGGAUCAAACAUUCAUGCUUCCUUCUCCUAGUGAUGAUCGUCUUCAAAUACCUCCCUCCAUCGAUGCAGCUCAACCAUACGACUAUGAAUCCAAACUUGCCGCCGUUAAUGGCAAUUCAUCUUCACCAUCAUCGGAUUACCCGAAGCUCAAGGUUGCAAUCGUUGGGUUUGGAAAUUACGGCCAAUUUCUCGCGAAAACCCUAGUUUCACAAGGUCAUACUGUUCUUGCGUAUUCUAGGUCAGAUUACUCGAAAAUUGCGUCGAAUCUCGGUGUUUCGUACUUUUCUGAUCCUCAUGAUUUGUGCGAAGAACAUCCGGAGGUAAUUUUGUUGUGUACUUCGAUUUUAUCAACUGAAUAUAUGUUGAAUUCACUUCCAUUGCAACGUCUUAAGAGAUCGACGCUUUUUGUUGAUGUUUUAUCAGUGAAAGAAUUUCCUCGUAAUUUGUUUCUUCAAAUUUUACCUCCUGAUUUUGAUAUAUUAUGUACUCAUCCUAUGUUUGGACCUGAAUCUGGGAAAAAUGGGUGGGGAGGUUUGCCAUUUGUUUAUGAUAAGGUUAGGAUUGGGAGUUCAGAGGGUAGAAUUAGGAGGUGUGAGAAUUUUUUGGAUGUUUUUAGGAGAGCUGGGUGUAGGGUUGAGGAGAUGACUUGUGCCGAGCACGAUAAGUACGCGGCCGGGUCUCAGUUCAUUACACAUUUCUUAGGGAGGGUGUUGGAGAAGCUUGAUUUAGAGGAUACGCCGAUUAAUACCAAAGGGUAUGAGAGUUUAUUGAAUUUGGUGGAUAACACGUCGAAAGAUAGUUUUGAGCUGUUUUAUGGGUUGUUUCUGUACAAUCAGAAUGCUAUGGAGCAAUUGGAGAGGUUAGAUUGGGCGUUUGAGUUGGUUAAGAAGCAGUUGUUUGGGCAUUUGCAUGGGUUGUUGAGGAAUCAGUUGUUUGGGUGUACUGAGCUUGAUGAACGUAUUGGGAAGGCGAAGGAGUUGAAGUUGCUUUCUGAUGCUGCGGCACAAAAUGGUACUGCCUCAAGCUCGACUCCUAGGGAAAAUGCAAAUUCAGAAAUUAACUGAAUUUUUUUUAUAGCCCGGCUCUUCAACUCGUUGGUGUGGCUAUUGGACAUGAAUUUUGUAGCAAUCAAUGUUGAGCGACUGUCAUCCUAGGAUGUUGAGGUUGGAUUUAAUUGAAGUGGCUAUGAAGGCAUUGUUGCGGAUGGGAUGGUCCAGUGCACAACACUGUUACUGAAAUUGCUGACUCAAUUGGUUUCAAGUGGGAAACUGCUUUAGUGAGACUUCUCUGUUUGGAAAGUGGAAUCGCUUUGGAAUGGAGAUGCAUCUAACAUGGUCACGCGAAGUAAUUCUAUGGCAGGUGCUUUAGCAAGCUAGGUGAACUGAUCUGAUGUGUUCCAAGUUUGACUGUGGACUUCCUAUAAAUUCUUUUCCUUUGUUGAUUUUGAGUUUAGGUGUUUACCUAUCUCUGUUUAUGGAAUAAAUUGUUUUUAAGAAUUCUACUCUUUUUUUAGCAAAAAAAUAUUUUGUACAAUACAGGAGCAGAAUUUUUGCAAUGUAUGUAUGAUUAUGAUUACUGGAAUUUAUCUGUUGUUCAAUCCUCAUAAUUCUUCUGAUAAAUGAAGUUUUUAUUUAUUGAGAAUAUACAUGGUGAAUACAGA
This is a messenger RNA of Chenopodium quinoa (quinoa), 3179 nucleotides long. Its product is annotated as arogenate dehydrogenase 1, chloroplastic-like. Bases 439 to 2583 code for a protein of 714 amino acids. Gene Ontology annotation, biological process: L-tyrosine biosynthetic process. The record is from RefSeq and is a predicted model, not a curated record. The transcript is spliced from 3 exons. Gene Ontology annotation, molecular function: NAD+ binding; prephenate dehydrogenase (NADP+) activity; prephenate dehydrogenase (NAD+) activity. Lineage: Eukaryota; Viridiplantae; Streptophyta; Magnoliopsida; Caryophyllales; Amaranthaceae.